This is a messenger RNA of Portunus trituberculatus (swimming crab), 477 nucleotides long. Its product is annotated as proline-rich receptor-like protein kinase PERK2. Bases 1 to 477 code for a protein of 158 amino acids. The transcript has 2 exons. The record is from RefSeq and is a predicted model, not a curated record. NCBI's taxonomy places the organism in Eukaryota, Metazoa, Arthropoda, Malacostraca, Decapoda, Portunidae.
AUGAGUCUUGAGGGUCAGGUAGCAACAGACCAGCUUUCCCAGAGUGGCACACUGAGCCUCCCCCACCGCUUCACCACAGCCUCUGUCCUGCCUCCACCCAGCCUCACUCCAGCCUCUAUUUUAGCCUCUCCCCAGCCUCACCCUAGUCUCAUCCCAGCUCACCCCCAGCCUCUCCCCAGCUUCCACCCAGCCUUUACUCCAGUCUCUCCCCAGCCUCACCCCAGUUUCCCGCAAGCCUCCCCCCAGCAGGUGAUGAUCCCUUCCCUCCCCAUUCCAGUUUCCCCCAGCCUCCACUCAGCCUCACCCCAGUCUCACCCCAGUCUCACCCCAGUCUCACCCCAGACUCACCCCAGCCUCACCCCAGACUCACCCCAGUCUCACCCCAGCCUCACCCCAGCCUCACCCCAGUCUCACCCCAGUCUCACCCCAGCCUCACCCCAGUCUCACCCCAGUCUCCACACGCACCCCUGCAGGUAA